AGCAGUAAUACGUGUCCCUUUCUAAAGGUGGUGGAAGGCUUAAGUUUGGGGUCGUUUUAUUUUUCAAAUCAGUCUCUGGAAUUUAUGUAAACUGAGAAUUAAGGAGCAAUCAGAGUUUGGCUGUGAGGGUAGCAAUUGACAGAACUGGCUGCUGAUAUCAGAGAAAAUCUUUUUAAUUGCUUUCAUAGAUUCCGUGUAAUUAACUCUGUGGUAAGAGAACAUGUUUUAUUGUAUACAUGUUAAAAUUCUUUAUUGAUUUCUUUAGGUGGGUGACAGGAAGGGUUGUUUGCUUAUCUCAUGUCUUGCUUUUUGCCCAUCUGGUUUCCAACCAAAGGGGGAACACGAAUUGCUCUGAAGGGCUUAAGAUUGUGUGAAAAAGAUGUUUCCUUUAAAAGACACUGUGAUGGGUGCCUCCACUUUCUUUGCCUCUGCUCUGCCACAUGAUGUCUGUGGAAGUAAUGGCCUCCCUCUAACACCUAACUCCAUAAAAAUUCUGGGGAGAUUUCAAAUCCUUAAAACAAUCACCCAUCCCAGACUUUGCCAGUACAUUGACAUUACCAGAGGUAAACAUGAGAGACUGGUUGUGGCAGCUGAACACUGUGAGAAGAGUCUGGAAGAUUUGCUACGAGAAAGAAAGCCUGUCAGUUCUUCAAGGAUCUUAUGCAUAGCAUAUGAGGUUUUGCAAGGUUUGCAGUAUAUGAAUAAGCAUGGAAUGGUCCACCGAGCACUCUCCCCUUGCAAUAUUCUUUUGGAUCGAAAGGGACAUGUGAAGUUGGCUAAAUUUGGACUCUACCACAUGACUGCUCAAGGUGUUGAUGUUGAUUUUCCUAUAGGGUACCCAUCAUAUCUGGCACCUGAAGUAAUUGCGCAGGGAAUAGGCAAACCAAGUGAUCACACCCAGUGUGAGAAGCCGCUGCCUUCUGGUCCUAAAUCAGAUCUGUGGUCUCUUGGUAUCAUAUUAUUUGAGCUUUGCAUGGGGAGAAAAUUAUUUCAGAGUUUGGAGAUAGCAGAAAGAUUGAAAUUUAUACUUAUGUUAGGCUGUGUAGAUGAUACUGUAACUGUAUUGGCUGAGGAACAUGGUUGCCUUGAUAUUAUUAAGGACCUUUCUGAAAAUGUCAUAGCUCUACUGAAGAAAUGCCUUACGUUCCAGCCUUCUAAGAGGCCAACUCCAGAGGAAUUGCUGCAUGACAGUUUGUUCAGUGAAGUAUCCCCAUUAUAUCCUCCCUUCCACAAACCUGCUGGUCUGUUCUCAUCUUCUCCAAGGUGUGCCAAUUUAACACUACCUGAAGACAUAAGUCAAUUAUGUAAAGAUGAAGAUAAUGAUUACCUAGCAGAAAGAUCAGUUGAAGAGGUUUAUUAUCUCUGGUGCUUGGCUGGAGGAGACCUGGAGAAAGAACUUGUCAACAAAGAAAUAAUUAGAUCAAAGCCACCUGUUUGCACACUUCCCAGCUUUUUAUUAGAAGAUGGUGAGAGCUUUGGGCAAGGACGAGAUAGAAGUUCCCUCCUAGAUGACACAACUGUGACUUUGUCUCUGUGCCAGCUCCGAAAUAGACUGAAGGAUGUUGGUGGAGAAGCAUUUUAUCCAUUGCUUGAAGAUGACCAGCCAGCUUUACCUCAUUCCAAUAGUAGCAAUGAGCUCUCUGCAGCUGCUACUCUUCCUCUGAUCAUCCGGGAGAGGGACACAGAGUACCAGCUAAAUAGAAUUGUCCUGUUUGACAGGCUGUUGAAGGCCUACCCGUACAAGAAAAACCAAAUUUGGAAAGAAGCCAGGAUUGACAUCCCUCCCCUUCUGAGAGGCAUAACCUGGGCUGCCUUGUUGGGUGUUGAGGGUGCCAUAGAAGCAAAAUAUGAUGCCAUUGAUAAAGACACACCGAUUCCUACAGACAGACAAAUUGAAGUUGAUAUUCCUCGUUGCCAUCAAUAUGAUGAACUGCUGUCAUCACCGGAGGGUCAUGCAAAGUUCAGACGUGUAUUGAAGGCCUGGGUUGUUUCCCAUCCUAAUUUGGUGUACUGGCAAGGUCUUGACUCUCUUUGUGCACCAUUUCUAUACUUGAAUUUUAACAAUGAAGCUCUGGCAUAUGCCUGCAUGUCUGCUUUUAUUCCAAAGUAUUUGUAUAACUUCUUUCUGAAGGAUAAUUCUCAUGUUAUUCAAGAGUACCUGACGGUGUUUUCCCAGAUGAUUGCAUUCCAUGAUCCAGAGCUGAGUAACCACCUCAAUGAAAUUGGGUUUAUUCCAGAUCUUUAUGCAAUCCCUUGGUUUCUUACAAUGUUUACACAUGUCUUUCCUUUGCACAAAAUUUUUCACUUGUGGGAUACAUUACUCCUUGGAAAUUCCUCCUUCCCAUUCUGUAUUGGAGUUGCCAUACUUCAACAGCUGAGGGAUCGUCUCCUGGCUAAUGGAUUCAAUGAGUGCAUUCUCCUUUUUUCAGACUUGCCAGAGAUCGAUAUUGAGCGUUGUGUUCGCGAGUCGAUCAACCUGUUCCGCUGGACGCCCAAGAGCGCCACGUACCGGCAGUACGCGCAGCCCCCGCGGCCGGCCGCCGACAGCAGCGCCAGGAGCUCUUCCCUGUCCUGCUUCUCUGCAGACUACCAGGAAGCUCCUCGCAGUGACCUCUCUAGGGACUCCAUUAAGUUGGAUGACCUGAAGGCAGAAGUGUCCCCACGAAUUUCAGCAGAAGAUCUGAUAGACUUGUGUGAGUUGACAGGACCUAGCCAUUCCAAAACACCUGUAAAGAAAACAAAGCCGAGCAAGCCAAAGCUGCUGGUGGUGGACAUCCGAAACAGCGAAGACUUUAACCGUGGCCACAUUUCUGGCAGCAUCAAUGUCCCUUUUGCAUCAGCAUUUACUGCAGAAGGGGAUCUCAUCCAGUGCCCAGCAACUGCCACACUGCAGAGCUUUAAAGGAAGAGUUGUGGUGAUUGUAGGAAAUGCAGUGAAGAACACAGCUGCUUUUGCAGCUCAUCUAGUGAAAAACAAAUACCCAAGGGUCUGCAUCCUUGAUGGAGGAAUCAACAAGAUCAAGCCAACUGGUCUCCUCACUGUUCCUUCUCCACAAAUCUAAGUGACUGUAAACAUUCAGGACAAUCUGUCUCAAGAGGGAAGUCCUACAUACAGUACAGAUAUCCUGAACCUAAAGGGCAUUAUGGCAUCUUCACAAGCUAUCCUGGUGAUCAGUGUCUUAUCCUGCAGCUGUAGAGCCCAGGAGUUUUGUGUUUGUUCUUUAAUAUAGAGCUUAGUUGGAACUUAUCAAAGCUGAAGCUUUAAGCUUUCCAAGAAACCUCUUUCAGCAUUCAUGCUAUGCAGAAGUGCUUGGGCAAAUCUGAACACAGAGAGAAGAACUUACCUGGCUUUUCGUGUCUUAUAUUUCUGUGGAACAAAAUUAACUGACACUUGAUGGCUCUAAGGUGCACUUAGAUUAUUUGAAAAAGUGUUUUACUGUGAAUAUUGAAAGUAGCAAAAUGAAACUGUACCAUGUAUAUUGUGUGAAAAAGUAUGUUCCUUAAUAUUUGAAAAGUAAUUGCUAUCUUCUGACUUGCUUUAUUUCUGAAAAUGUGGUUUUUUCAUCUGGUUUGGAAAUAAAGAUGUUUCCCAAAUUGAAAGUCA
This is a messenger RNA of Lonchura striata (white-rumped munia), 3603 nucleotides long. The record is from RefSeq and is a predicted model, not a curated record. NCBI's taxonomy places the organism in Eukaryota, Metazoa, Chordata, Aves, Passeriformes, Estrildidae.